AUGACGACCUCGACUCCUGCAAGGAAAGGGAAAGUUAAACCAGCUUUAGAGCUGGUUGGCUCUUCUAAAAGAAACAGUGACUAUAACCUCAUUAAACUAAAAUCAGAAACUCCCAUCAGAAAGUCACCAGGAUGUAUCCCUGCUGAAAGAGAAUAUGGGACUUCAGCCAACAACAAGCCUGUUGGAGCAGCUCCAGAGAGCAGUAAAGCAGAUUCAGAAGGCAAGCAGGAACCAAGGCCCCGAAAUGGAUCAAAGAAAUUUUGCAAGAUUCCUGCAGCCAAGGUUGCUGAGAUGCUGCAGGAGGAUCAAGACAAUGUCAGAGCGUCUGAAGAAGAACAUUUAGCUGAUUCAAUGAAUAUUGUGCCUGACUCCCAGCCGGUGAUGAAAAAAGACAAGACUUUGUUGCCUGGCCCGCUGACUAGCUUUUCCAGGGAUCAGGAUUUCAUCUCUAGACGCAGAGUUUCAGUGUCUGGGGGUGUCUCUCUUCUCCUACAAGGUCAAUCUUUCCAGAACCGAGUGUCCAAACAGCGAGCCUUCUCCGCGGCUUUCAAUAACCAGUCACCUCCACAGCUGCAAAGAUCCAAAGAGCCAAGCCAAAAACAAGUACAAGAACAGCUGGCUGAAAAACUGGAGAAACCCAACAAAGAGAAGAAACAGAAACGGAAACACGAAGCUGAUGGCAAAAGGUCUUCUGGGGAGACGAGAGCUUUGGAAGAAAAUCAGGCUGCAGCGAGAGGCAUCGAGGGACAAGGGCAGGCACCUCUGGCCGUAGAGGCAGAGAACAGCGCAGUACAAUGCAGCAAAUCUAAUAAGAAACCUGCAUUGGGCAGCUCCAGAAAAGAAGCAAUACCCCAGGAGAUGAGUCCAGCUAGAAAUCAUAGAGUCUCUGUGUCUCACAGACAGGAGAAUCUUCAAAGAGGAAGGGAGAGAGAGAUGGAAGUGUCCUAUAGGGAAAUGAAAGAGAAGAAAACCAAGUCCAUUGGAAAAGAUUGCAUUGGUGUGACAGAAACAAUGAUUAGCUCUAUUUCAAGCAAGUAUAGAACACAGACAGACCCUUCUGCUUUGAACAGGGGUGAUAUUUACAAUUUCAGCGAUGAGUCCACAGGUAAUCUUGGGGCAAAUGAUACAAGACGCUUGGAAAAAUCAGGAAAAUCAGACAAAAGUGGGAAAUCUGAAGAAUCCAGAAUCAAAUCUGGCUCCCUAGAGAAAGGUGAAUGUAAAAAGCCUGGAGGUCGCUAUGUGAAGAAGCACCUGUUCAGUGACACAGACACAGAGCCCAGGCCGGAUGACAGUAGGAAUGAGGUCAGCUGGCUCCAGGAUUAUAACAGGAGGCCCAAACCAAACGUUGUGGACUAUAGCAGACAGCGGCACGACAAGCCGCCCCCCAGUCCUGGCAAUGAUGAAUCACCAGAGUUCCCUCCAGCGAUUCCAAAGCCACGGAAAGAAAAAGCAAAAGCCAAAAAGAAAGUGGGAGGGAAUGAAAAUGCACAGAAGGACAAAGCAGUGCCCACCAGGCAGACAGGGAGGCCACAAAGGGCAGCUGCCAAAGGCCGUCGGUAUUGGGAGCCCUCGGAAUCAGGGAGUGAUGUUGAAUCAGUGGCAUCGUCACAAGAAGAGGAGCAGUCUGUUUAUAAGCCUAAGCAGCAUCCAGCUAAAACAAAUCAGGAACGGAACAAAAAGGUGUCUGCACCUCCAGAGCAGAAGAAGAGUGCUGGUGCAUUGCCGCAGGUUACAAUGCUUAAAGAGCUGCAGAAAACAUGGAUAUCGCAGUUCUCUCCUUUAACCUCACCUCCACCGUCCAUAGAAAAGAUGAGAUGUACAGAGAAGUCGAAAGUAGUUGCAAGACCCACUGUUGCUGCUGCUGCUGCUCCAGCUCUGCCUGAUUUAUCCCCCAAGCCUAAAAAUCCCCACGAGACCACAAAACAAAUCCAUCCCAAAAAGUUAUAUAAAUCAAAUAAGAGUAAGCUGAAAGCACCAUCCCCUCCUCCAUCUGAGGCAGCUGCCAAGUCACCAAAGAUCAUAGUGCAGGAUAUUGAUGAUGUGUCACCUCUUUUAAGUCCAGUGGUAAUGCCCUUACUCACCUCGACUAUUCUGAAGAAGUCUUUGGUUAGUGAGAAGGAUCUGGAUGAGCAGAUGAAGCCAUGUCUGGAGAUCCAGGAUAGCCUGGAACAGGCUGCCUCAUCGGACAACGAAUGUGCCAUAUCAGUCGGAUCACACAUCAGUUCCUCUGACAAAAUAGCGCUGUACGCUGAGAGAGAAAAAACUCCCUCUUCUUUUGUGAUGUCUGAAAGUAGCAGAAGACAUGGAGCCAGAAUAAAUGAAGUCCAUGUCUCAGGACCAUCAGUGUCCUCCUCUGCAACCCUGAAGCGGCUCCAUGUAGACCAAAGUGAAAACUGUUCAGAAGAGGAAGAUGAAGAAGAGGAACCAAAAGAUAAAGGGUCCAAACUGAGACCCAGAAAACUCUUUAAAUCAGAUGCUUCAGCCCGCUGCACUGAAAUUGCGACAACUUCAACCAUUAUAAGGAAGGAAAUGUAUCGGGAGGAUUGUGCCAGCAGCUAUGAUGAGGAAGAAGAAGAGGAAGAAUGGAGUGAAACAGAAAGAGAAUUAACACUUAGACCCCCAAAACUCUUACAGAUGGAUGACCAAGAAGUGCAGUCCACCAUCUCCUCUCACAUGGUGUCUACUGUGGACAUGAGCUCCUGGGAGACCAGUGGAAACCAAGACAUGGGGAUGAUGUGUCAGAAAUUUAGUACUGAUUUAAAGAGGAAAUUCCAGAAUCGCUCCAGGAAGAUGGAGUAUUACACCAAGCAGUCACUGCAGUCCGUGCAGCAGCACCUCUCCUCUGUGAGCGUGCAGGUUCGGGAGUGCAGGGUGCAGAAACUGGAGAGCUUCAUGGGUGAGAUCAUGGAUGAGCUAAACGACUUUGAAAAGGACACUUCGACCUUGAAAAACAUGGAAAAAGAACUCACUAACUUUUGGAAAAAGCAGACUCAAGAAUUGACUUCUUAUCAGGAGAAAGAACAAAGGAGAAUUCAUCACCUCAAGACUUCCUUUGAAAAGAAUGUACGUCACAGUCUUGAGUAUGAGGGGAGAAUCUUCACCUCUGAGAUGCAUUUGAUGAGGAAGGACAUGAAUACAGUUCAGGAGAGGUUUCUCAAGGAAAUGCAAGAAGAGGAGCUGCUUGGUGUUCGCAGAGGACUGCAAUCACUGUUUCUGCCCGAAGGCAGGAAAUUCUAAGUUGAGCGCCGGCUCGACAUUUUGUGAACAGCAGACUUAUAUAGUUGUUUCUUUCUCUUCUUCGAGUUUCAGUUUUUGUGUUCUGCAUUUACACAAAUGAGGAGACCCAGCUGUCAAGAAAUUGUUGUGUGUCUUUGGUCACUCAUUUCUUACAUUUUGCAUUAAGACACCAACAGAGCAUUUUUUGAAUACCAUGCAUCUUCUCAUACACAUUGCAAAUCGUUCCACACUGAUAGACAAUUCUAAUGCAAAAUUACUAAUAUAUUACCAGUAGAAGGGUGUUCUAAUAACUGCACUAAAAACAUAAAUAAAGCUAAUGUUAAAUAUACAUUUUAACUAAAAAAAGAUUUUACCACAGAAAAUGGAAUGAUUUCCAAUAAA
Molecule: messenger RNA, 3618 nt
Organism: Acipenser ruthenus (sterlet)
Lineage: Eukaryota; Metazoa; Chordata; Actinopteri; Acipenseriformes; Acipenseridae
Product: synaptonemal complex protein 2-like
Exons: 27
Coding region: 1-3237 (1078 amino acids)
Source: RefSeq, a predicted model, not a curated record